AUGUCGCCACGAGAGACCAACGCCACUUCCACAAGGCGACGCUCCUCGUUGUCAUUUCGUCCCCGCCCCCGUACUGCCGGCCACGCCGUGCCGAUGUCAAAAGAGCUCACUUUGGACACAUGGGAGGAGCCAUACGUGAUGGAAAUAUGCCAGGAUGACCAUGCGCCAGUUGUGGAAGUGAUGGACCCGUUCCCAAACGGGGUCCCGCGGCGCCGUGGUGCCAAAAGUUUUUCGAGUUUGAAGCAUCCUGUGGAUGGUUUGGUCGCUCUCGGCCGCCGCCUGUCCGUCAGUCUUCGAAAUAAGCCUUCCAAGCAAACACUUCCUAUCACCGAGGACAUCAAAUUGGUUGCUGACGAUGAAGACUGUCACUUCCACGAUGUUUCGAACCAUGCAAACCAUAAGCGCAUGGCCUCCGGUAGCUGGGAUGCCCGGUCAACGAAAACAAAUUGGCACCAGGGCUACAGCGUCAACCGGCGCCCUUCUUUGAAUAGUGUGUCUGCCCUGCAUAGUUUCUAUGCCCCCACCGCCUCAAUCCAUGCCCCUAUUCCGGGCCGUGGGCGCCAGGCACCUCCAGUUCUACCAACUCACAUGUCUGCGGGUGCAGCGGCGCGUGCUGCAGCCGCAGCGCAGAAUGAGGAAAGGGAGGCUGCGCGGGUGGCGAAAGCGGAACUGGAUAACAAGAGACAGAUGCUCGAUAUGAGGGUUCCACAAGACUCGGAGAGCGGUAUUUGUAUUGACCUGCGCGAUCAAUCGGAUGUGUCAGAUGCCGAUUUGCUGAGCGUCAUGCGACUUGGUAAGGAUGAAUCCCUUGAUAGGCAGCGCGCGUGUUUUACUAACUUUGGGGGUUUUGUUUCUCCAGAUCCUAUACCUCUGCUUCCGGCUGAGAUUACAUCCCAAAUUUUUUCAUAUUUAGACCCUGAUUCCCUCAUGGACGCGGAGCUCGUGUCUCGCACUUGGUAUCGUGCGUCCUCUCCUCAUGUUUGGAGACAGGUAUUCCGCAAUGCACAUGGCCGACGGCCAGCAAGUGCGACGGCCUCUAAGGUGAAGAUGUCAUCUGGCUUGGGAAAAUCAAUCCCCAACCAGGAUUGGAAGAAGAAGUUUCUUGUUCGGCGCGCCCUCGAUCAGCGCUGGGCUGAUGGUAAGGCUGCAGCCAUUUAUCUUCAAGGUCACGAGGACAGCGUCUAUUGCUCUCAAUUUGAUGAGGAUAAAAUCAUCACUGGUUCCCGUGAUCGGACGGUUCGUGUGUGGGACGCACACUAUCCAUGGUCAUGCAAGAAAAUUAUUGGGCCACCCGCAGCUCGUACUUUCCGCCGUGGUCCAGUGAACAGUCCAACUGCUCAGGCUACAGGGAGCUCCCCCUUUCUGACUAUUACCCCGCCAUGGCCCACCCUGGAUGAGACAACGGAAAUUACCGCUCCAUUGGAAGAAGAAUCGAUAUACCACAGUGCGUCAAUCCUGUGCCUCCAGUUUGAUGAGGAGAUCAUGGUCACGGGGUCUUCAGACUUUACCUGUAUCGUGUAUGAUGUCAAGGAUGACUACCGACCGAUUCGUCGCCUUUCCGGUCACCACGCCGGUGUGCUUGAUGUGUGUUUUGAUGACCGAUACAUCGUCUCAUGCUCUAAGGAUACCACCAUUUGUGUGUGGGACCGAAACACCGGUGCUCUUUUAAGGCAGCUUAACGGUCACGAAGGGCCAGUAAAUGCUGUGCAGCUACGUGGUGACCUUAUAGUGUCAGCCAGCGGCGACGGUGUUGCCAAAAUGUGGAAUGUGAUCUCAGGUCAAUGUGUCAAGGAGUUCACCAGCAAGGACCGUGGCCUCGCAUGUGUCGAAUUCAGUGACGAUGGCCGGACCAUCCUCACUGGCGGCAACGACCGCAUAAUCUAUCAAUUCGAUGCCAACACGGGCGAGCUCGUCAACGAGCUCCACGGACAUACGGGCCUCAUUCGAUCUCUGCAUCUCGACAGCGCAAACAAGCGUAUCAUCAGCGGUAGCUAUGACAUGAGUGUCAAGGUCUUUGACCGUGACACGGGUAACAUGUCCAUCAAUUUCCCUGGCUGGACCACAAGCUGGAUGUUGAGCGUACAGUCCGAUUAUCGACGCAUUGUUGCAACGAGCCAGGACUCCCGGGCUGUCAUUAUAGACUUUGGAUAUGGUUUAGACGGGAUUGACCUGUUGGAAGAGUGA
Molecule: messenger RNA, 2184 nt
Organism: Penicillium vulpinum
Lineage: Eukaryota; Fungi; Ascomycota; Eurotiomycetes; Eurotiales; Aspergillaceae
Product: F-box/WD repeat-containing protein
Exons: 2
Coding region: 1-2184 (727 amino acids)
Molecular function (GO): protein binding
Source: RefSeq, a predicted model, not a curated record